UGAAAAAAAAUACAACAAAGUAAACACAUAUACAUUCGAAAGUUUAGUUCCUACAUCCCCUCACACACGAAUCAUUUAUUCCAGUUAUCUGUGCACUCACACGAGGCACUUGCUCCAAUCAUCCUUGCAUUGGCAGGAUGCUCCCGCUUUGCAUGUGGAGCGAUCUCCACGCCACGCCACAGCGCACGGCACUGUUGUUGCUUUGGACGAGCUAGGCCAGAUUGGCUGUGCUGUGUGUCUCCGAGGAUCCCCAUGCCCACCCGAGUCCCAACCACCGUGACAGUUGACAGGCACGGGUCUCGCCUCUCCCUCGGCCUCGGGGAAGAAAUUUUCCAUCAAGUCCAGAACGGCAGCUGAAACCACGCCAUUGAAAUUUUCUCAAUUGGACGAUGCUAUAAACUGUUCUGGAAAGUUAAUCGUUCAGAAUUGACUAGCGAACGUUCCUUCCUUCCAGUUCCAGGUAAACUGGAGCAGAGCAGAGCAGCACCCAACUCUGACUGUCUGACGGCAGCAGGCCAGCAGCCGGGGUUGAUGGAUUCUACUCCCCAAAACCGCCACGUUUACUCCAAAUCCAAACUUAAAACAACUUUUAACAAUCCACUACUACUCCACUGAGAUCGUGUUGUCCGCGGUUGCCGGCGGCGCUCCGUCCGCGAAGUGCAAUGCUUCUUCCUCGUGACAGCAAUGGCGACGCCGCCGCCGCGCGCGCCCCGUUACUCGCCAGCUACCGCGUCCCGCUCCCGCCGGCCGACCCCCUCCUAGACGAGCCUCGCCGGUCAGAAUGGCUCAGUUUCUGGCGCGGCGGCCCGACGUCGGAGGUGGAUUGGGGCUCCGUGCGCGCGACGUGCAAGGAGUGGAUCAAGCACCCCAUGAACAUCGCGCUGCUGCUCUGGCUCCUCUGCGUGGGCGCCUCCGGCGGGAUGCUCGUGCUCCUCCUCCUCGGGCUCCUCGACCGGGCGUUCCCGGCGCCGGCGGCGAGGGCCCACUGGGUCGAGGUCAACAACCAGGUGCUCAACGCGCUCUUCACGCUCAUGAGCCUCUACCAGCACCCGGCCCUUUUCCACCACGUCUUCCUGCUCUGCCGCUGGCGCCUGCCCGGCGACGCCGCCGAGCUCCGCGCCGCGUACUGCGGCAAGCAGGGCGGCGGCCCGCCGCGCCGCGGCGAGCGCGCGCACAUGGCCGUCGUCGUCGCGCUGCUCCACCUCACCGUCGUCUGCCAGUACGCGCUGUGCUGGCUCUACUGGGGCUUCACCGAGAGGUCCCGCCCCGAGCUCGCGGAGGACGGCUUCUUCGCGCUCGGCGUCGGUGCGCCGGUCGCCGCCGUCGUGUACACCGUGCGCAGCCCGCUGGGAAAAGACCCGUGUGGUGACCUCGCCGCGUGCCCCGACGCCGCCUCGCUAGGACAACGAUGCCCCGCCAGGGCGGCGCACGCCGUGGCGGUGGUCGAGCCGGAGUGGGCAGGCGGCAUGUUCGAGUUCGACUGCGGCGGGGACGCGGCGGCGGGGUGCUGCCUCUCCCUCUCCUGCGCCUUCUGCGUCUUCGGGUGGAACGCGGAGAGGCUCGGCUUCGGCAACGCGUGCGUGCACGCCACCACGUUCGCGCUCCUAUGCUUCGCGCCGCUGUGGGUGCUGGGCGUCACGGCGCUCCGCGUCCACGACGUGGCCGUCGGCGACGUGGUCGGCGGCGCUGGCGUGCUGCUCUGCGCGGGCGGCCUCCUCUACGGCGGGUACUGGAGGAUCCAGAUGAGGAGGAAGUUCCGGCUCCCGGGGAGCACCGUGUGCUGCGGCUCCAAGUCGGCCACAGACUACGCACGGUGGCUGUUCUGCUGGCCGUGCGCGCUGGCGCAGGAGGUGCGCACGGCGAGCCGCUACCACAUCGAAGGCGAAAGCUUCUUCCACAGGAAGGCCGCCGCCGCCGCCACGAACGACGAGCCAUUGCUCAUCGGGCCGCACAGGAUCGCGAUUGCGGCGUCGGAUCACGAGGGAUCAUCAAAAUCAGACGGGCACUUGCUGGUGGUUGUUCAUGACGAGAUGGUUCCACCGCCUGUGGUUCAGGUCGUGGUGGCGGGGGACGACGACACAUGCGGGCAAUGCAAUGCCGAUCGUGUUGAGAAGAAGAUCGAGGCGAUCGACGUGGUAGAGGAGGAUGGAUCGUCUUUGUUGGCGUCGAAUGGAGAAAUGGUGGACCACAGAUUGUCUGGUGGAAGGUGGAGGGUGGAGAAGGUGAAGAGGAUGAUCAAUGUGGUCACCAUGGUGUCCUUGCUUGUCCUUCUGUACGCAAGGGGAUUUAUUUUUUAGGAUGCAAAAAAUGAAUUUAGAGAUGAUUCUUUUUUUUUUGCAAAAAAAAGAAUUUAAAAAUGAUUCUAUAAAUGGUUUUAGGAUUUUUACUGUAUUUGCAUACAUCAACAAGAUUAACAAUCAACUGUACACAAUUCUGUAA
Molecule: messenger RNA, 2439 nt
Organism: Aegilops tauschii subsp. strangulata
Lineage: Eukaryota; Viridiplantae; Streptophyta; Magnoliopsida; Poales; Poaceae
Biological process (GO): sesquiterpene biosynthetic process
Molecular function (GO): cyclase activity
Source: RefSeq, a predicted model, not a curated record